CAGCAAUAUAUCAAAUGCUGUAAUGGGUGAAUAAUGACUGGCGAUAUCGUAAAUAAAUGAUAAUAUCUGCUUUUUGUCUAAAAAUAUAAUGUGUUGUGCGUGUAAGAAAAAUUUGGAACAAAGGCAAAAUAAAUUUAAAUCAAUAAUACACACCUGGUUAAAUGUCUUAAUCUUUCAUAUAAUACGCAUAUGGAUCUGAUUAACUAGUAUUCAGUUUAAAUUUUGUUAAAAGAUGGUUAAUCAGAUUUUGAACAAGUAAUGACAUUUUUUUUUUCGAUUUUUUAACAUUUGAUCAUUUACACCUUUUUUGUAUUUAUUUAGCACUUUCUAUAUCUCUCUGCUGGUACGUUUGAUAUAAAGAAUAGCCUGGUUUAGUGGUUUUGAACCUUUUAUUUAAGAGGUCGCACGCAGUUGUCCAGUGUAAACACUGUAUGGCUUCUGGAAACGGAGUGUUUUCUUUAUCUUGCAUUAUGCUGAACUACAGUUACAAACAGUCUUCUGGAGGAGCUGUCCAUAUGGGUUUAACGUGGCGACUAUAAAUAAGCUUUUGGUCGGGCAUGCGCAGAAAAUAUCGCAUUUCUAAUAAUGAUCAUGAUGAGUUAGAAUCUACAUAUAUGGUAUUUAAAUAGAUGUUUUUACAGAGUUUCGUAAGACAAGCGUCAUCUAGGAGAAAAUGAACAAGGUUUGUGUAUUACUUUUUGGAGGACUUGGAGGACUUGGAGGACUGUUUACUGUAGUUUGUGAAACAAGAACUGUCACAGUCACGUCUUCUACGUGUGAUGGAACAUACAGUAUAUCUAAGGAUGACCCACUUUAUCUCGACUUCCUCGGGGCUUCAUUAGCCUCAGACUGCAAGUUUAGCGUAUCUGCUGGUGUUUCCAAGACGGUCUGUUCAGCGCCUGUGCAUUUUGAUGUUGACUGUGAAACGGAGUUGAAGUACUAUAAAACCUUUCACAGCUCAUCUUAUAUACCAGAUAAGCGGUAUGGGUGUAACAACAAACAGACCGAUGACUUUUGUGCAGAUACAUCUCAGACAUUGCAUGUUGUAUUUAAGAACAAUGCAACCAGUUCUACAAGUACAAUAAAUCUGAAAUUUCAUACUACAGAUGACUUCGUCUCAGAUAUAAUUGAUUCUGCAGUUACAACUGUAUAUGCGGUUAUUGGUAUUGUAAUUGGGAUGAUAGUGCUGACAAUUAGUGUGGCGGUCAUUGUCAUAUUCUUCUUUUGUCGAAGACGAAGAAGCCAUGCUGGAGCAGUUUACCGGGAUCAACAACCGUCUGUAGCAACAACACCAACAGCCACAGACUUUGCCAUGCAACAGCCUUCUUACACUGCGGACUGAAGAGUUGCCUUUGAAUUUAAACACCAACACUGCAACAGUACAAAUACAUGUACUCAUUAAAAGUUUAUUCGAUACUGUAUUACACUAUCUUGAAAAAUAUUAUGUAAACUAAACGUUACGUCAUUUGAAUAUUAUUUUUUAAUUUUUAAUAAAUAAGAACUGGAAGUAUAAUCCAGCUGGCUGGAUGUUAUUGGCUGUCUUGUGUGGCCUUGUGCAUUUGAAAUUUAAAAAGCUAUGCUGAUUAUUUUUGUACAGUAGUGUAAAUCAUAAUAUUAAUGAAUCAUUUGCUCAUUGCUGGAAAUAUGAAACAUUGCACAUUUUUAAUGGAAAGAUUAUAGUACAUGUAUAUUGCAAGAAUUUUCAAAUUGCUUAGCAUUUUGAUAAUAAUCUGGAAAGUAAAACUAAAAUAAAAACAAGUAUCAUGACUAUUUUUUGCAUUCCAGAAUAUAUAUGAAUUGUACAUCAUUGGAUGUUAAAGUAGAACUUUCAGUAAAAUUGUUUGUUUGACGCUAAUUUAUGGAAAUUAAAAAGUUUUAUGCUUUCGUGAAAUUGCUGUUAUAUCAUCAAAACAUUUCAAUUUCAUUUGACAUACUGUGAACAUAUCAGAUAAUAUUAUUAAAACAAGUCAUUCAUGUUGUGUAGAUUUUAUAAUUGUACAGUGAAAAGUAUAAAGAUUUGUUUUUCUCUACCCUGAUUCUGGUAGAUUCAGAUUUAUUUAUAUUGAUCAGUUCGUUCAUCCGUCUUCCAUUCACUUCAUGCACAUACUUGAAAAACAAUGUUUGCUUAAAACAGAGACGACUUUCGGUCAUGUCACUUCAAGGUUAUUGUCGAAAUGUCAGGUCGUAUUUUGCAUUCAAAAUAUUCAAUGGUUUAUGUAACUUGAAUUAUAUGUUCCACAUAAUGAGACAAUAAGCAGCACUUUCGACCAUUUUGGCUAUAUGUAGCGUAUAAGAUGUUAGCAAAUCUUCAAAGUUAAGCACAUCUAUUAUAUUUUGAAAGUAUAUAAAGCUAUCCGUUUUUGUUUUAAAAUUCUAAACAAAAACAGACAUGAAUAUUCUAAUCGUAGACCUUUUAGGCUGCAGAAAAACAGGGAAUAGAUUAUCUUACCCAUCCUUAACAUUUGAACAAGUUUUGUCUAGCGGCCACCCCAUAUACCCUUAUGUUUUACACUUCCAGAUUGAUAUAGGUAAAAUAUUUCAUUCAAGUUAGAAUCCUAUGUUUUUGUUGUAGUCAUAUAGUUAAAGUGCCUACAAUUCAUAGAAAAGACAUAUCAAUUGUCUUAUUGUAUCGAACAAUGUCUAUUUGAACGUUUUUGUAUCCAAUUUUGAAAGAUUUUAGCACCACACCAUUUUCUUUAUCUCUUUUGUGUGUGAAGGCGCGUGCAAUCUCGCGGAUAGGGCUAUCCUUAAUAACAUUAUCCCAAUGUUGUCUAUACUGUGUUGGUGCGCCAUAAAACCCAAAUCAAAUCAAAUUAUACAAAAAUAAACUCUCGCAAGUAAAGUGAAUGCAUUUUUUUCUUUCUUGUAAGCAAAUUAUAGUGUAAUAGGUAUCUGUCUCUCAGAGAUACCCAAAUGGCAUAUAUCAUAGCAUUGAAAUUUUGUUAAAAACACAUGUAUACGUUUUAUGUCACAAUGGUCAGCUAAAGUUAUAGAGUUAUUUCAGACUUUGAUUUAUUUUUCUGUAUAAGUUGUUAUGGGUGCUAUCGUAUUGUAUUCUGUUAUACUAGUAUUGUACAAAGUAACUGUAUUGUAUUUCAUAUGAUGCACAGAGACGUAUAUCUCCACCUCAGUUUGGUGAUAACAUAGUGUUCACAUUUUAUCAUUAUUUUAUGGCGUUACACUAAAUUCAUUUCUAAUUUACGUCAUAAUAGAAAAAGAAAAUGAAUUUGCGUCCUACUUGUAUACAUGACAUAUCUUCAUUAGCUUGAUUUGCAGACAAAAUGUAAAAUAAUUGAACAGAUUUUUAUAGUAUGCAUAUUUGCAUUGUUUUGAAUUACAUUAUUGUAUUUUUGUUAUUAAAAUAUUUUAUUUU
Messenger RNA from Mercenaria mercenaria, 3373 nucleotides. RefSeq lists its product as uncharacterized. Bases 674 to 1342 code for a protein of 222 amino acids. Lineage: Eukaryota; Metazoa; Mollusca; Bivalvia; Venerida; Veneridae. The transcript is spliced from 5 exons. The record is from RefSeq and is a predicted model, not a curated record.